Molecule: messenger RNA, 3373 nt
Organism: Meleagris gallopavo (turkey)
Lineage: Eukaryota; Metazoa; Chordata; Aves; Galliformes; Phasianidae
Source: RefSeq, a predicted model, not a curated record
AAAGUGAAUGGCGGAGGAUUGGAAGUGUGACAUUCAGAGGCGGCGGAGGAAAGCUCCUCGCCCCCUCCCUGUCUCGGAGGAGGGGGGUGGCGGCGGUGCCGGGGUGCUGCGUGGCUCCGCGCCCCGCUAACUGUGUGCGUGUCUGUCUCUCUCCAUGCCGGGGGAUCGCUCUUAAAAUACGCCCGAUACAAUGCACCAGCCUGACUCAGCCGCAGACAUUAGUGCUAGGAAGAUGGCGCACCCGGCAAUGUUUCCUAGAAGGGGCAGCAGCAGUAGCAGCGGCAGCAGCUGCGUUACUGCUCCCACUGCACCAGGUACCGGCGUUGGGAGCGCUGCCCUCUCCGCCGAGGAUUACCAGCCGCCCCUGCUGGUCCAGCCGCCGCCUCCAUCUCCUGCAGCAUCCUCAUCGGCGGGCCCGCAGCCCGACCCCCCUCCUCCACAAAGCCUGAACCUCCUCUCGCAGUCUCAGCUCCAGCCGCAGCCUCUCGCGCAGACCGGAGCUCAGAUGAAAAAGAAAAGUGGCUUCCAGAUUACCAGCGUGACCCCCGCUCAAAUAUCUGCCAGUAUGAGCUCUAAUAACAGCAUAGCUGAAGAUACGGAAAGCUACGAUGACCUGGAUGAGUCUCACACGGAAGACCUGUCUUCUUCAGAAAUCUUGGAUGUUUCUUUAUCCAGGGCCACUGACUUGGGUGAACCUGAGAGAAGCUCUUCUGAAGAGACUUUAAAUAACUUCCAAGAGGCAGAGACUCCCGGGGCCGUUUCUCCAAACCAGCCUCAUCUUCCUCAGCAGCACCCUUCUCUGCCUCAUCAUCCGCAGCAGAGCGUUGUGAUCAACGGAAGCGUUCACCCCCAUCACGUCCAUCACCACCAUCAUCUUCACCACCACCAUCAUGGACACCAUCACCCAUCGCAUCCUGGGGUGGGCAGCGCCCCAGUUUCUGGAGGACCACCACCCAGCCCAUCGUUUAGAAAGCUAUCGACAACUGGAAGCUCUGACAAUGUUAUAUCAGCUGCACCAGGUUCUGCUGCAUCAUCCACCGGUCCCCCUGCAUCUGUCGUGUCUAAUAUCCGCACUACGAGUACUCCUGGCAGUCUAGGUGUAAGUUCUGCUACUGGAACUAGUACCUUGAAUAAUAUGGGCGGAGGUAGUUCUAGUGUGGCAAGCAGUGUGCUUGGUACUAUGAAUUUAAGCAACAUCACAAGUACUGGUAAUGUAAAUGCUUUGUCUGGAACUAGUGGCAAUGUUAAUGUGAAUAUCUUGAGUGGUGUUGGCAAUGGUACGAGUGCUUCCUCUAGUGUCGUUAACAAUGUUACUAAUCCGAGUGCAGGAGUGGCCGCGGGAUCCAGCCAGCAGCAGCCCGCAUCUGGCACUUCAAGGUUUAGAGUUGUAAAAUUAGAUUCUAGUUCUGAACCUUUCAAAAAAGGUAGAUGGACAUGCACUGAGUUCUAUGAUAAAGAAAACACUGUUGCAGCUUCGGAAGGAGUAGCAGUAAACAAAGCAGUAGAGACGAUAAAACAAAACCCGCUUGAAGCGACUUCUGAAAGGGAGAGCACCAGUGGGAGUUCUGUUAGCAGCAAUGUAAGCACACUGAGUCACUAUACAGAAAGUGUGGGAAGUGGAGAAAUGGGAGCACCUACUGUGGUACAGCAGCAAGCCUUUCAAGGUGUGGGUCCUCAGCAGAUGGAUUUUAGCAGCGCUGCUCCUCCAGCAAUUCCAGCAUCUAGUAUACCACAGAGUGUUUCCCAAUCACAGCUUGCACAAGUCCAGCUGCAUUCUCAAGAGAUAAACUAUCCGCAGCAGAAGCCAGGGGUCCAACCUCCUGCACAGGCCAGUCUAACCACUGUUACUGGGGUUCAGCCAGCCCCAGUUAAUCUACUAGGUGUAUCCCCAGCUCUGGGCCACCAGCAGCCUGCCAUUCAAAGUAUGGCUCAACAGCAGUUACCUUAUUCUCAGCCGGCGCAGCCUGUGCAGACUCUGCCAGUUGUACAACAGCAACAGUUGCAGUACGGACAGCAGCAGCAGCAGCAGCAAGCGGUUCCUACACAGAUGGCCACAGGUCACGUUAAGUCGGUGAACCAAAACACUGUUACAGGGGCCGUGCCAGAGUAUAUUCAGCAUCAGCAGAUCCUUCAGCCCCCGGCACCUGCUAUGCAGCCCAGUCCUGCAGGAGUAGGGGCAGGGCCGCCGGUUCCUGUUGCCCAGGUCCCGAGCAUGCAGCCUGCAGUCCCAGCGCACCCAGCCACUGCCCCGGCUCAGCCUGCUGCGCACGCCCCGGCAGCGAUACCAGGUGUGGGUACCAGUGGGCAGAUGCUGAGCGUUGGGCAGCAAGCAAACGUGGCCACUGUGGUGCAACCAGCACCUGCUGCAAGCCAAAUUCCACCUCCAGUUAUGCCAUCAACCGCUGCUCCUCCAUCUUCGCAAGUGGUGCAGCCUGUGCAGACAGGAAUAAUGCAGCAGGGAUUACAGGCUAGCGCUUCAGGCCUUCCUCAGCAAAUGGUUAUUGCUCAGCAAAACACUUUGUUACCUGUACAGCCGCAGGCACAAGCGGUGGAGUCAGUGGUGCAAGGAAUGACUGGCCAGCAGCUGCCUGCAGUUAGCCCCAUACCUUCUGCUAGUACUGUUCCUGCACCGAGUCAAGCUGGUUCGGCUGUGCCCCCUGGCAUACCUUCUGCUUCUAUAGGUUUGGGACAGCCACAGAGCAUAGCCCAAGCUUCAGCUGUGCAGAAUGGGAAUCUGGCUCAGAGCGUUAGUCAGCCUCCUUUGGUAUCAACAAGUAUAGGUAUGCCGGUGGCACCCAGCGUGCCGCAGCAGAUACCGCUGAGCUCUACCCAGUUCCCAGCACAAUCACUAGGCCAGCCAGUUGUAAGCCAAAUGGAAGAUGGCAGGCGCCCUACAGAACCUUCCCUCGUUGGUUUACCUCAAGCUGCCAGCGGGGAGAGCGGCGUUGGAGCGUCGGCCAUCGGUGAUGGCAGUAGCAGUAACGUGCCAGCCUCGGCCUCCCUCUUCCCACUGAAGGUGCUGCCCCUGGCGACGCCCCUCGUAGAUGGGGAAGAUGAGAGGUAAGGCCACCUGUAACUUUAUUUCAGUGAUGCACAGUUGGAUGUGCACUAACUUGCAGCUCUCCUUACAGCUGUUCUGUGAGAUGGAGCGGUGCAAUGAUUUUGUCUAACUAGAAAUGGUGUUUGUCAGGUCCCUGCGUUUGCAGGUAUCCUGUGAAAAUGCUUGUAUUUCUCAUGAGGGGGUGGGUUGUAUUGAUUAUGUUCUGAAACUACUGCGUGGGUAAAUUGUGUUUAACAAUCUGUGACAGUGUGUAUAUUCCCAUUGUAUAGAGGAAGACAAAAGAACACCAUGGAACGUGGGUAUGCUGGUGGU